Coccidioides posadasii C735 delta SOWgp is the source of this 1461-nucleotide messenger RNA. RefSeq lists its product as uncharacterized. Lineage: Eukaryota; Fungi; Ascomycota; Eurotiomycetes; Onygenales; Onygenaceae. Gene Ontology annotation, molecular function: transmembrane transporter activity. Gene Ontology annotation, biological process: transmembrane transport. The record is from RefSeq and is a predicted model, not a curated record. Gene Ontology annotation, cellular component: membrane.
AUGUCCUAUACUGCCGGCUCUUGUACUGAGCUCGACCAGCUACCCCCCGUCUUAAGCCCGGCGGUUGUUCAGGAUCGUACGGAGGGCGGGGUGCUAGUUGCUACAAAGAAUGAAUCACAUGGCUCGCAGUUUACGGCACAUAAUCGCCAACCUCUGCGGCUCGGGAACGACAAUCACGAUCCUGAAGGUAGAGAGUCUGUAUCAUUCGCCGAAAAUGAAGCCCCAAGCGUCGCUCAAAGCUUUGCUUUCCCGCCGAAAACUACAUGUCGGAUGCUUAGCUGUUGUUUGAUGAACUUUGGAGGCGGCUUAAAUGACAGUGCUCCCGGUGCAUUAAUCCCCUACAUCGAAAAAGAGUAUGGCAUUGGUUAUGCGGUCGUGUCUCUCAUAUUUGUGACCAACGCCUUGGGAUUCAUCCUCGCUGCACCCUGUACUCAUGUCCUUGAAGCCCGUCUCGGCCGCGCUUGGACAUAUUCGCUGUCUUUAUUAAUGGUCGCCAUUGCACAUGCAGCAAUAAUUGCCAAACCGCCGUUCGCUGUGGUCGUUUCAUGCUUUUUCUUCAUUGGAUUCGGGCUUGCGGUUAGCCUGGCACUCAACAACGUUUUCUGUGCCAACCUAGUGAACAACACGGCUGCACUUGGGGGUCUCCACGGCGCUUAUGGCGUCGGUGGUACGAUUUCGCCGCUAAUCGCAACUGCAAUUUCGGCGAGCGGCAUCCCCUGGAGCAUCUUCUACGUUAUCCCGCUUGCCGUUGGGCUUAUCAAUAUCGUAUUCUCGGUUUGGUCUUUCCGAGACUAUGAGAAAGACCUAUCCGUCCACCACCCCCCUACUGCCCGACAAGUAUCUCCUCAACAUUCUGCUCAGAGCACAGGAGUCCAUAGAGACCAUGCUCUUAAGAAAGCCAUCAAGAAUAGGGUCACGCUACUGGGAGCCUUGUUCAUAUUUGCGUACCAAGGUGCCGAAGUUUCCAUUUCUGGAUGGGCCGUAUCUUUUCUUGUUGCUUAUCGCCGGGGGGAAAUUGCCAAGGUCGGAUAUAUUAGCACUGGCUUUUGGGCUGGCAUUUCCCUAGGCCGGUUCCUUCUGUCUCAUCCUGCUCAGAAACUUGGGAGAAAGGUCUCUACGGCCGGCCUCAUAGCGGGUUCAGCGUUUUUUCAACUGCUCGUCUGGCUAGUUCCCAACAUCGUUGGUGAUGCCAUUGCGCUCGCCAUUGUCGGUCUUCUGCUUGGUCCCAUAUAUCCGUGCGCCACAGCUGUUUUCGCGACAUUGCUUCCACGUGGAAUCCAGCUUUCGAGUCUAGGAUUCGUUAGCGCCAUGGGUAGCAGUGGUGGCGCAGUAGCGCCGUUUUUCACCGGUCUUCUCGCACAGAAUCUUGGUACAGUAGUGCUACACCCGAUAUGCAUAAUGCUGUAUGCUGUGAUGCUUGUUUCUUGGGUUUUCCUUCCAAAGAUUCGAAAAGAGGACUGA